UAAAUCUGUAUCACGAUACCUGCCAUUUGUCAUUGCACGAGUCGACUAGGAUCACUGGUUACGACGAUAUAAAAGAGAGCAAUAAUGAAAGUUCUGACAUAUCCACCUCCAACAGGCUUCGAAAUGUUCGAAGCAUAAGGUCUGCUACAUUUGGAUUCGAUUUUAUUGCUACACUUGUUACGAAUUUGAGCUCAUUUAUAUUUAAUUUAUUUUGUUGUGAAGAUCAAAAAUCUCAUAAUAGAACUAACGUGGCCUAUAUUUUGGAGCUUAGGCGUAACUUUCUGGAAUACGUGAAAAUUUCAAUAGUAACGAGGCACAAACUAUCCAGGUAACUAAAUCCCCAGGUUGUCAAAUAUCCAUCACAAAGUAUGAAGUUUUGGAGUAUGUUUUCCGGCCUGCCAUUAGAGAAUUGGCUUCGGCUAUUAAACAAAACGGAAUGCAACGCAACGUGUUUAGUCUGUUCAAUAUCCACAGAAUUUUUUUAUCUGGUUUCUUAAUAGAGACGAAAAAAGAAACAUAUGAUUUUCUCGAGAAAAUUGUUUUAAGAACAUUGUCUGGGAUUUUGGAAAUCCCAAGAAGCCGUAUUUGUUCGUCUGCUGUUAACGGUAAAGAAGCACUAUUAGGUGCGGCGUACUAUGGUAACCACCCUGAGCAAUUUACAGAACGAGUCUCCAGAGGUUCUUAUGCUGUUCAAGUUCGUGGUUAUAAAUGCCAAGAGUUUGAGAUGGAUGUAAAGAAGAAUAUAUCGGGAAUGGAGUUAAAGGGAGGAAAAGACAUGAAGAAUGAUAUAUACAAUGAAGAAGCAGCAAACGCUUUUAUUGACGAGAGUAAACCAGUACAGUUGUAUUAUCAGGCCUCUUACAAUCAAUCUUUAGAAGAUAAUAGUUCUUUAAUUUCCCCUGGCAAAGUAAUGCUCUUUAUCAGUAGAGGCGAUAAGAUUUCGGCGCAUAACGAAAUGCAUGGAGUUGCAAAAAGAUUCUAUGCUAAAGAAGAAUGCGUGGUAUAUGUUGCAAUUUACUCUUCCGAGAAUUCUACUUCACCUAAAAGCAACAGUAAUGUUGAUCUUACAAAAUUUGACAAAAUCCAUCAGUUCGAGCUUUACAUCAAACGCGAUAAAGAUGACCCAACAACUACAGAUCCCGGUUCCCGUCUGUACUUUGACGUAUGUUUAAAAUUCGAUAAGGAAGAAUUUCGCUUCGAAGCAUUGCCUUGUUUAAAACUUGGACAUAGGAUUCCCGAGUUCCGUUCCCGAGAUGAGUAUCUGGUUGCAAAUAUAUAUGGUGAUAGAGACCGAAUUAAAAUUGGAAAUAUAGAAAUUGUUCCAAUUGAGGCAAACGUUUUACAAGUUGCAGAUAGUUAAAAGGAGCCAAUAAAGCAUGGGUUAUGUAACAAAAUUUUAUUCCAGUG
Messenger RNA from Mucor mucedo, 1407 nucleotides. RefSeq lists its product as uncharacterized. Bases 437 to 1360 code for a protein of 307 amino acids. Lineage: Eukaryota; Fungi; Mucoromycota; Mucoromycetes; Mucorales; Mucoraceae. The record is from RefSeq and is a predicted model, not a curated record. The transcript is spliced from 3 exons.